AUGAAUCGAAGACAAGGAGAAAAAGACAACGGCAAGAACAUAAUCUUAUCUUGCGAGAAGCGGAAAGCAGAUGACAGCGAAAUCAACAAAGACUUAAAAAAGGCUAAAUUAGAAACGAAGGCUUUAAAAGCAAAGAGGCCCGGCUUCACGGACGACAGAUACAACGAGACAUCAUAUUACAUGGAAAAUGGUCUUAGAAAAGUCUACCCGUACUAUUUCACGUUCACGACCUUCACGAAAGGGAGAUGGGUCGGAGAGAAGAUCCUCGAUGUCUUCGCGAGAGAGUUCAGAGCGCACCCUGCAGCGGAAUACGAAAGGUGCAUCAGGGCCGGUACCCUCACGGUCAACUAUGAGAGGGUCGACCCUGAUUACAGACUCAAACACAACGACCUUCUAGCGAACGUAGUGCACAGGCACGAAGUACCGGUCACCAGCCAACCCAUCACCCUCGUUCAUAUCGACGAGGACAUUGUGGUUGUCAACAAACCGGCCUCUAUCCCCGUGCAUCCGUGCGGUCGCUACAGACACAAUACCGUUGUUUUUAUCCUCGCGAAGGAAUACAACUUGAAGAACCUGAGGACCAUCCACAGACUGGACAGGCUCACGUCAGGACUUCUUCUGUUCGGGAGGAGUCCGAAGAAAGCUAGACAGAUGGAGCACCAGAUUAGGAACCGACAAGUCCAGAAGGAAUACGUCUGCAGGGUCGACGGAGAAUUUCCUGACGAGGAAAUAGAAUGUCAAGAGCCAAUAGAAGUGGUCAGCUACAAAAUAGGCGUGUGCAAGGUGUCUCCGAAAGGCAAGGACUGCUCGACUGUGUUCAAGCGACUUGGAUUCAAUCAGGCGAACAACACUAGCGUGGUGCUCUGCCGCCCGAAGACCGGUAGAAUGCACCAGAUCAGAGUUCACCUGCAGUACCUAGGUUACCCGGUAGUAAACGAUCCCCUGUACAACCACCCUGUGUUCGGUCCACUGCGCGGUAAGGGCGGCGACACCGGCGGCAAAACUGACGAGCAACUAGUCCGGGAUCUGAUCGCCAUCCACAACGCCGAGAACUGGCUCGGUGUUGAUGCUGCUGAUGACGAUUUGCUGUUCUCGAAGCCGGCGCCCGAUGAUAAAGUUGGCGAAGACGACUGCGACACAGGACCCGCUUCCAGGGAGUCUUCACCGAGAUUAGAUUCGCCAGCGCCCGGAGUGACAGCCUCUACCGUCAUGACUCCAACUCUAGCGAGUCCGUCGAGCGGCGCUGAGGCCCCGGCGGAGGAGUCACCUCGCGCGCCACCCUCUCCCACCCCCCUCGCGACGCUCCCUAUCAAUGAAGACUCUAACGAUGCCAAGUCAGACAAGGUGACGGUGGCGACGCAGACGGGCUGCGCGGAGACCGCAACGAGCGCGGCGGGCGCGGCUGAGGUCAUCGACCCGCACUGCUACGAGUGCCGCGUGCGGUACCGCGACCCGCGCCCGCGCGACCUCGUCAUGUACCUACACGCCUGGAAGUACAAGGGCCCGGGCUGGGAGUACGAGACGGAGCUGCCGCAGUGGGCGAGCCUAGACUGGGACGAGCCGGAGAACUCAUAGUCCCGCGCCGCGACGCCGCCCCCUCCACAUCUCUAGACCAUUCAAAUGAACUUCAAGACCAAAUUGUAAACAUUAUAAUUAUAGGACUUCCGUAUGUAGUAGCUUAUAUAUAGAUAUUGAUGGUGAAUUAACAAUUAAGAUUUUUUGUUUGUUUGUUAAAAACAUUGUAUCUGAUCGUGUUGAAGUUUAAAUUUAAAAAAAAGGUCGAUAAUCUAAACUCACCGGUGUCAUUUCAGCAUUCCGCUGAGUUAAAUUGAAAAGUGAGGUUUUUAGUGUAAGAAAAAAACACAUUUUCACUGAUGCCUUUGUUUGAAAAACAUUUUUGUGUUAAAAUUGUUUUUUCGUUUUAUUUUUUUUAUUUUUAUGUAUACAUAUAUUACGACUCGCAACUUGUUGGAGAUCGGGUAUUAGAGAAAUCUAAUCUUACAAUUUCGAUUUUGUAACGUCGUCUCUGCCGCACAACGGAAAAUUUCUCGUGCGCGACAGAGAUGAAGCUCUACAGAUCUGGAAUUUUCGACUUUGGUUGCAGCCGAAAACUUCUUAAACUAAUAUUUGGAUUGGAUUUCAGUUCCUAUUGGCUUAGAAUAAUUCUCAGUUCGUUUCGAAACAUAAUUAUUAUACGGAGGGGUAAAAUUUAGCGUGUUUUUUUUUAAUGGUCAAUACUAUUAAAAAUAUAUCGAUCAUUCUACUGAGGCAGGGUUAUUAUUGGUAUCACACGUCAAAUUAAAGUGAAAAGGUUUUCAGAUUUCUCACGAUUAGCUAUUCAGAGAGUAAAAAGUAAAUUCGAUUUAUACAUAUUAACCGUUUUAGUAUGUGCUGUGCUUAAUACACGUGUAUUUUAUUACCAAAAAUCAAAUAAAAACAACGCGAAAUUACUAAUUUGUAUAGGACGCUAAAUCUGGG
This is a messenger RNA of Bombyx mandarina (wild silkworm), 2478 nucleotides long. RefSeq names its product pseudouridylate synthase RPUSD2. Gene Ontology annotation, molecular function: pseudouridine synthase activity; RNA binding. Gene Ontology annotation, biological process: enzyme-directed rRNA pseudouridine synthesis. NCBI's taxonomy places the organism in Eukaryota, Metazoa, Arthropoda, Insecta, Lepidoptera, Bombycidae. The record is from RefSeq and is a predicted model, not a curated record.